This is a messenger RNA of Cicer arietinum (chickpea), 1422 nucleotides long. RefSeq names its product UDP-glycosyltransferase 74G1 (gene UGT74X1). The record is from RefSeq and is a predicted model, not a curated record. Lineage: Eukaryota; Viridiplantae; Streptophyta; Magnoliopsida; Fabales; Fabaceae. Gene Ontology annotation, molecular function: quercetin 3-O-glucosyltransferase activity; quercetin 7-O-glucosyltransferase activity.
AUGGAGAAAAAAACAGUUCAUUGUUUGGUGUUGUCAUUUCCAGCACAAGGUCACAUUAAUCCAAUGCUUCAACUCUCUAAGCUUUUGCAACAUGAAGGGGUAAAAGUGACAUUAGUCACCACCCUUUACUAUCGCAAAAGCUUGCAAAGUAUACCAUCUUCAAUUGCAAUCGAAACUAUUUCAGAUGGUUUUGAUAACGGUGGACUUGAAGAAGCAGGUGGAUCAUACAUAACAUAUUUAGAUCAAUUUUGGAAAAUAGGACCAAAAACUCUAGCUGAACUUAUUGAAAAACUCAAUAAAUUAGGUGACACGGUUGAUUGUGUUAUUUAUAAUUCAUUUUUUCCUUGGGCUCUUGAUGUUGCUAAGAGAUUUGGGAUCAUUGGUGUUUGUUUUCUCACUCAAAAUAUGUCGGUGAAUAGUAUUUUCUACAAUGUUCACAUAGGAAAGUUGAAAGUUCCCAUCAUAGAACAAAAUGAGAUUUCACUUCCUUUGUUGCCUACACUUGAAAUUGGGGAUAUGCCUUCAUUUUUCUUACCAAAAGGACAGAAUCAAGUUUUGCUUGAUUUGAUGGUGGGUCAAUUCUCUAAUAUUGAUAAAGCAGAUUGGAUUCUAUGCAAUUCAUUGUAUGAUAUAGAAAAAAAGGUAGUUGAUUGGACAAUGAAGAUUUGGCCCAAAUUUAGGUCCAUAGGACCAUCCAUACCAUCAAUGUUCUUAGACAAACGACUUAAAGAUGAUGAAGCUUAUGGUGCUACACAAUUCAAAAGUAAUGAAGAAUGCAUGGAAUGGCUAAAUGAUAAGCCAAAAGGGUCAGUUGUUUAUGUUUCUUUUGGUAGCAUGGGAACACUUGAUGAGGAACAAAUACAAGAAAUAGCUUAUGGUUUAAGAGAUAGUGAAAGUUACUUCUUGUGGGUUGUUAGAGCUGCUGAAGAGAUUAAGCUACCAAAAGAUUUUGAAAAAAAGUCAAAGAAUGGCUUAGUAGUGACAUGGUGCUCACAACUAAAAGUUUUAGCUCAUGAGGCUAUAGGUUGUUUUGUAACACAUUGUGGUUGGAAUUCUACAUUGGAAUCAUUGAGCUUAGGAGUUCCAAUUGUUGCUAUGCCACAAUGGUCAGAUCAAAGAACCAAUGCAAAGUUUAUUGUUGAUGUUUGGAAGAUGGGAAUUAGAGUUCCUAUUGAUGAAAAAGAAAUUGUAAGGGGAGAUAAAUUGAAGAAUUGUAUAUUGGAAAUAAUGGAGGGUGAGAAAGGAAAAGAGAUUAAGAGCAAUGCCACACAAUGGAAGAGUUUGGCUGUUGGAGCUUUUGGUGAGGAAGGAAUUUCUCAAAAAAACAUUAUGGAGUUUGUUACUAGCAUGUCCAAUGUGGUGAAUGGACUCACAAAUUAAUAAAUCAUAUUUAAUCAUGUUUAUUUUGUUUGAGCUUAUAGA